CCAUGACUCCAAAGCCAAAUACUACUAGUCCAACCAAUAAUCUUCCUCUUCUCAGCAAGGACUCCCCGGAUAUCGAGAGUCUCCUCAUCUUGAACCCAAAAGUACAAGACAAGGCAAAUGCAGUUCCAAGUGCGGUGACAAAGAAAAACAAGCACAACUGGAAGAGAAACGAGGAGAAAGGAUGUGGAUCUACCUGCGGAGAAUCUAAGCUCAAGAAUGACUUCCGAGACAUCAAGCACACUACGCUCAGUGAGCGCGGAGCUUUGAAGGAAGCGAUGAGAUGUUUGAAAUGCGCCGACGCUCCUUGCCAAAAAAGUUGCCCAACCCAAUUGGAUGUCAAAAGCUUCAUAACUAGCAUUUCAAACAAAAACUACUACGGAGCAGCUCGUCAAAUUCUUUCUGACAACCCACUGGGUCUGACCUGUGGAAUGAUUUGCCCAACAUCGGAUCUUUGUGUUGGAUCGUGUAACUUGCAAGCAAGUGAAGAAGGCGCUAUCAACAUUGGUGGUCUUCAGCAGUAUGCUUGUGACGUGUUCAAGCAAAUGAAUGUUCGUCAAAUCGUAUCAAAGGAAGUUCGGGAGAACCGCAACGCUUCUCAUAAGGAGCAAGUUGCUCUUAUCGGAUGCGGACCGGCCAGUAUUUCAUGUGCAUCGUUUUUGGCUCGUUUAGGAUAUACAGAUAUUACUAUCUAUGAAAAGAGAGCUUACAUCGGAGGGCUUUCAUCUGCUGAAAUUCCACAGUUCCGUCUUCCUUAUGACGUUGUUGACUUUGAAAUUCAGCUUGCCAGAGACAUUGGAGUCCAGAUUGAAACAAACAGACCUUUAGGAAAAGACGGUCUAACACUUGCCAAAUUGAAGGAACAAGGAGCUGCCGCUGUUUUUAUUGGUAUCGGAAACCCAGAACCAAAAAUUGAUCCUCUCUUUGAAGGAUUGACAAUUGAGAAUGGAUUUUAUACUAGCAAAAAUUAUCUUCCAGCUGUCGCGGCUGCUAGCAAACCUGGUAUGUGCGGAUGUAAGAGAACUCCACUUCCAACAAUGAGAGGACGUGUCGUUGUGCUCGGAGCAGGAGAUACUGCAAUGGACUGUGCAACAUCUGCUCUCCGUUGUGGUGCAUCUCGUGUCACCAUUGCUUUCCGCAAAGGUUUCACUGGAAUCCGUGCUGUUCCUGAAGAGAUGGAAGCAGCCAAGGAAGAAAAAUGUGAGUUCCUUCCAUUCUCAGCGCCACGAAAAAUCAACGUGAAGGACGGGCGCAUUGUCUCGAUCGAAUUCAACAAGACCGAACAAGAUGACAACGGCAAGUGGUACGAGGAUGAGGAACAGAUUGUUAUCUUGAAAUGCGACUAUGUGAUUUCCGCAUUUGGAUCCACGUUGAAAGAAGACGCAGUUUUGUCGGCUUUGCAACCAUGCCAGUUGAAUAAGUGGGGAGGAAUUGAAGUAGAUUCAACAACACAACAAACUUCGGAAAAAUGGGUAUUUGCUGGAGGAGAUGUGGCAGGAGUCGCAGAAACAACCGUCGAAUCUGUCAAUGAUGGAAAGAUUGCCGCCUGGAAUAUGCAUCGCUACAUUCAAUCUCUUCACGGCAACCAGGUGUCCGAGACCCCAGAACUUCCACAAUUCUUCACCCCAAUCGACGAGGUUGAUAUCUCCGUUGACAUGUGCGGCGUUAAAUUCGAAAAUCCAUUCGGACUGGCUUCUGCUCCUCCAACCACUUCUGGACCAAUGUGUCGCCGUGCUUUCGAACAAGGAUGGGGAUUCAUUCUCACCAAAACAUAUGGAUUGGACAAGGACUUGGUCACCAAUGUCUCUCCACGUAUUGUCCGAGGAUCUACCAGUGGACCACUUUAUGGACCAAACCAAGGAUCAUUCAUGAAUAUUGAGCUUAUCUCAGAGAAAUCCUGUGAAUACUGGCUUCAAUGUAUUAGGGAGUUGAAACGUGACCAUCCAACUAAAAUUGUCAUCGCAUCGAUCAUGUGCGUCUAUAACAAGGCUGAUUGGAUUGAGCUUGCAACAAAGAGUGAGGAAGCUGGAGCAGAUAUUCUUGAGCUCAACCUCUCUUGUCCACAUGGAAUGGGAGAAAAGGGAAUGGGAUUGGCUUGUGGACAAAGCCCCGAAAUUGUAAAGGAAAUUUGUAGAUGGGUUCGCGCUUGUGUCAAGAUCCCAUUCUUCCCAAAAAUGACUCCAAAUAUCACUGACGUUCGUGAGAUCGCCAGAGCUGCUAGAGACGGAGGCGCAAGUGGAGUGACUGCAACAAAUACCGUUUCCUCACUUAUGCACAUGAAGGCUGAUGGAAAUGCUUGGCCAGCAAUUGGAUCAACAAAAAGAACCACAUACGGAGGAAUGUCCGGGUCGGCUAUUCGUCCAAUCGCUAUGAAGGCUGUCUCAUCAAUCGCUAACGAACUAGAUGGUUUCCCAAUCAUGGCGACCGGUGGAAUUGAAAGCGCAGAGACUGGACUCGGAUUCUUGAUGGCAGGAGCUUCAGUCCUCCAAGUUUGCUCCGCAGUUCAGAAUCAAGAUUUCACAGUUGUCGACGAUUACUGUACUGGACUCAAGGCACUUCUUUAUCUUUCUGGCGCUGAGUCACUCAAAAACUGGGAUGGACAAUCGCCACCAAUCGAAAAACAUCAAAAAGGAAAACCUAUCUUGCUUCAAGGACAAAAGAAAAUGCCAUUCUUCGGAAAGUACAGGGAUGAACGUGAAAAGCUUGAGGCUAUUAAACUGUCAGAAAGCAACCUUUUGGACACCGAAAACUAUCACUUUGCUUCGAGACCAGACACUCAAGUUUCGCGUGUCCCAACUGUUGAAGAUGUCAUUGGAAAAGCCCUGCCACGUAUUGGCCCAUAUGUCACACUCGACAACCAAGAGCAGAAGGUUGCAAUUAUUGAUGAUGAUAUGUGCAUCAAUUGUGGAAAGUGUUAUAUGACAUGCAAUGAUUCUGGAUACCAAGCUAUCACUUUUGAUCCAGUCACCCAUCAGCCACAUGUUACGGAAGACGAUUGUACUGGAUGUACUCUUUGCUACAGUGUGUGCCCGAUUCCGGAAUGUAUAGAAAUGGUGCCAAGAACUGGGCCAUGGAAGGCUCCAAAACGUGGUGUGAAGCCAUCGGUCGAGCCAGGAACUCCAAAAGUCGUCAAAGUUGACCAACGUGGAAGAGUUAUCCUAGAUACUACUGGUGGAAUGCAGUAACUUUUAUUUGUUUGGUAGUUUUUCUGAAUUUUCGUUUCACUUAUCACUUACUUUCUUCCGAUUCGUUUUUUUUGUUACAUCUUCUAGUGUAUGCAUUGUGUUUUUCUGUCUAAAUUUUAUUCAUGCUAAAUCUUCCCUCAAAAUAAAUUACUCAACAAUUAAA
This is a messenger RNA of Caenorhabditis elegans, 3345 nucleotides long. RefSeq names its product Dihydropyrimidine dehydrogenase [NADP(+)] (gene dpyd-1). The record is from RefSeq and is marked reviewed. The transcript is spliced from 13 exons. NCBI's taxonomy places the organism in Eukaryota, Metazoa, Nematoda, Chromadorea, Rhabditida, Rhabditidae. Bases 3 to 3182 code for a protein of 1059 amino acids. Gene Ontology annotation, cellular component: cytosol; cytoplasm. Gene Ontology annotation, molecular function: oxidoreductase activity; oxidoreductase activity, acting on the CH-CH group of donors; iron-sulfur cluster binding. Gene Ontology annotation, biological process: beta-alanine biosynthetic process.